AUGAACAGUCAAAUAGUCCGAAAACUGAAAAGAGUCCUCACUCACCACAGCCGGCGAAUUGGAAGUCCGAACGUGAGGAGUGCGCCGGAGAAAAGCCUGCAUGGUCGGAGGAAGAGAUCCCAAAAGCCAUGGCAGGCCAGAAAAGAGCCGUUGAAGCCGGCUUUCAACAGCGCGGCGAAGCUCAUACGGAGGGUUCUCCAGCCAUUUCCCGAGGAGGAUCUCCACAUUAUAAGUGAUGUCAUCUUGGAGCUCCUCGGACGGAUUGAAUGCCGCAGGGUCCAUGGUGGCUGGUUCGUGCUGUCACGCCCGGUGUGGCAGGCGUGUGGAGAUUGUAGAGAGGACCCAAAAGGCGGCAGCUCUGGUGCAGUGCACCCUUACCGAGUGUCUGCUGUCCUGCUGAAUACUGGCUGCCCUGACUGCCUUGUGAUCUACUCAAAUAUGACCGUGGGAAGAAUCGAAGUCAGAGCUCUCAAGCUCCUGAGUAGGAGAGUUAGGGUGUCUGCAGCUGAGCUGGAAGAGUUUACAAAGCAGGCAGAGUGUCUGAACCUACAACCACCUGCUAUCAUGGACUCGGAAAAGGGUUUGUGCCCAGAUCCAUCUCUUGCCCCAGAAACAAAUUUCACUGAUGGAACCACAAACAGACUCAACUCUGAAGAGCUCAGCCUUCUAGAAGAACUUCUCAGUAGUGAAAGUGGAGUGAAGACCCUUUUGGAUAUGAUCCAAAGAAGUAUGGCUUCAUCCAAGCAAGACUGACGGCUCUGCCUGUGAAGAAUAUUGCCACUAAAAAUAAAGAUGCUAAAAAAGAA
This is a messenger RNA of Oreochromis aureus, 806 nucleotides long. RefSeq lists its product as uncharacterized. The transcript has 5 exons. NCBI's taxonomy places the organism in Eukaryota, Metazoa, Chordata, Actinopteri, Cichliformes, Cichlidae. The coding region runs from base 1 to 753 and encodes 250 amino acids. The record is from RefSeq and is a predicted model, not a curated record.